Anoplophora glabripennis (Asian longhorned beetle) is the source of this 1320-nucleotide messenger RNA. Its product is annotated as E3 ubiquitin-protein ligase MARCH5. Lineage: Eukaryota; Metazoa; Arthropoda; Insecta; Coleoptera; Cerambycidae. The coding region runs from base 186 to 1112 and encodes 308 amino acids. The transcript is spliced from 4 exons. The record is from RefSeq and is a predicted model, not a curated record. Gene Ontology annotation, molecular function: zinc ion binding.
UGUGUAGAAAGUUGACAAGUUUGACAUUUGACGUGAAAUACCUAAUUUCUUUUUCCAAUAAAAAUCCAGUACAACAGUUGACAACAUGAGUCAAUUAUAAAUUUACAAUACACUCAACAUCACUUUUAAAAGCACCAUCAGUUACCACUAAAUUAUUUGUUAUGAAAUUAUAAAUUAGAUCAACAAUGGAUACAAGCGCAGAACAACAGAACCCGGAGACUUCUGAAAAUAAGGAUAUUCCCGUUGAAAAUAAGGAAUCGACCAGGUAUUGCUGGGUUUGUUUUGCAACCGAUGAGGAGGACACAGAAGCAGCUUGGGUCAGACCAUGCAAAUGUCGUGGUACAACAAAAUGGGUGCAUCAGUCAUGCCUUCAGCGAUGGGUAGAUGAAAAACAAAAAGGUGGUAACUUAGGAAAAGUUACCUGUCCUCAGUGUCAAACGGAAUAUAUAAUAGUUUUUCCAAAUAUGGGUAUACUGGUUCUUCUGUUAGAUACAGUCGAUAGUUUUAUAUAUAAAGGAUGCCCUUUUUUGGCAGCUGGCAUUGUGGUAGGCGCAAUUUACUGGUGUGCCGUUACAUAUGGAGCUAUUACUGUAAUGCAGGUUGUAGGACAAAAGGAGGGUUUAUCUGUAAUGGAACAAGCAGAUCCCUUGGUCCUGCUUAUUGGUUUGCCUGCUAUUCCAGUUGCUCUGGUCUUAGGAAAAAUGAUUAGAUGGGAAGACGCAGUGUUAAAUUUCAUGAGGAGAAAUCUGGUGAAGAUUCCAGUUAUUAGAAAUUUUAUGCCUUUCAGAAUUGAAGUAUCGGCAAAUACGAGCGAAUCAACGAAUGAGAAUGACCUUCCUCCACUCUCAAAUCCUGUGUCGGCCACGAGAGUACUAUGUGGAGCUCUGCUGAUGCCCACCAUCGCAAAUAUGUUUGGAAAAUUCUUCUUUGAUUCCGUAAAAUCGAAUUUUCAUAAAACUAUUUUAGGAGGUUUAACCUUCAUAGCAGUUAAAGGAUGCUUGAGAAUAUACCACAAGCAACAGCAGUAUAUUAGACAGUGUCAGCGAAAAAUUUUGGACUACACAGAAUCAAAUAUAUCCACAUAUUUGCGUAAUAACAGACCGAGUCAAUAAAAAUUUCUGAAUAAUUUGUAUAGAUCUUAUUAAAUACUUAAUAAACUUUAUGCCUAAACAUUUACUCUCAAAGUGUGGUUAUUUAAUUUAUUUCUGAUUAUUUGUAUAGGUAUAUUAGUUUUACAAUUUUGGACGAUUGUUAUUAACUUUAGUUAACAAUUAUCUUGUUAUUAAUAUUUUUACAAUAAAAUGUUUAAAUACAUUUUAA